UGUAAUUUUAUGUUAAAUUCAUAAUUCGUGCAAUAUUUUAUUAAAAACCAAGAAGACAAAGUGAUAUUGAUCCAUACACAUACAUAAAACAAGUUGAAAAACAUUAUCAGAGAAUGUUUUGCUUUGCUUGAGUUUUCGAAUCGGCAUUGUUUACCUUGACCUAUAAACAAUAUUUGACCCUGCAAUAUGCACUCGGACCACGACGACGCAGUAACCCCCAAGAAAAAACACGAUAAAGCAGACAUAUCACCAGAUGUUUCAGUUAGAAUCGAAAAUUCUGAUCCUGGAAGUGAUAAAAAAGCUGAUAAAGACGCCAAGCCACGUAUUGUGUUGACGUUUCGGUCUGAGAAGUCUGGAGCGAAAAAUAGCAACAUGAAAAUCGUUUCAACAGAAGAAAAACAUGAAGAGGUCUCACCAAGGCGAUCAAAUAGAAAUCGUAGCACAAAAUGGGAAUCUGAUGAGGAUAAUGAAACUUUAAGUAGUGCUAAGAAAAGCCUAAAUGUUAGUCAGUCAGUAUCAGAGAAUGAUGAAGCUUCAGAUAGUUCAUUGGCAACACCAAAGCGGUCAACAAGGCGUCGCAGCAAAGAGUUUUCAGAAAAUGUACUGGCUAAUGCUAUAGCCAGAAAAGAAAAGUCGUAUAACGAAACUCUUCCAGGUCCCACACAAAGAUUGUCAAGAAGAAUUAAACCUACUGCUAAGAUAUUAGCCAACGAGGAACUGAGAAUGGGCCUUGAGUCCCAAAACAAUGCACGACUUGGGUUACAACCAGAGAAGACUACUGAAGAGGGUGUCAGAACUAGGAGGUCUGUUCAUUCAAAGAAUUAUGAUGCAGAGAGUACAGUGGUUGAUAAGAAAGCAGUAAAACGUCAUAAGCCUUCCGAAGAUAUAAAACAAGACAAGUCAGAAGGUGGGGAGAAUUCAUCAUCAGAUUCAAAAGUUAAACAUUUGUGUAAACUUGGUCUAAAGGCCAUCAACAGUACCCCUGAUGAAGAUCAGGUUCAAGGAUCAAGCAACAGAGAUGGAGAUGAUGAAGAAAAUGAAGCAGAAGCCAUUGAAGAAGAUGAGGAAAUUGAUGAUGAAUCAGAGGUGAUCAGCAAGUUACUGGAGGCUGAUGAAGAUAGCAGUGAUGAAGAUUUCUUAUAUCCAGCUGGUGGGAAUCCUACAGAACGGCCCAGACGAUCCACUAGACUCUGUUCAUCAUAUGGCAAUGAGAGUGAUCAGUCAUCAAUGUCUAUGGGGGAUGAUGAGAAUAAGGUGCCACCGCGUCGAUCGUCUAGACUCAGAUAUAGUUGCAGUGAUUUUUAUGAUCGUGAUGCAGCCGGUCCAGAGGAGGGUGAAGAAGCAGCAUAUCCACCAGAAGAAUAUCCAGUAGUUGCAUCCUGCAAUUGUGAGGCUUCCAGCAAUAUGUUUGCUGCUCCCGAUGAACUUACUGAGCCUGUAUUCUGCCAAGCGAUAGACAGUGUGGACGGUGUGCGCGUGGGUUGCUCUCACAGUGCGGCGCGGCGUGGUGGCGAACUACAGCCGCUGGUGCGCGCUGGCCCCCGCACACCCUAUCUACUCGCCUGCCGCUUGCACACUGCGCAGCUCAGGAAGCAUAUGUGCUGCGCCGCCUGCGGACUAUUCUGUGCUCAGGGUAUCUUCUACCAGUGCUCUAAAGGCCACUUGUUCCACUUGGAGUGUGGCAUCCCGGGCUGUGAGCGUGGCGAGGGUAAGACGGGUGGGGGUGGGGGCGUGUCGGCGGGGGCGGGAUGCCCACACUGCGGUGUGCACGCAGUACUGUGGCAGCCCGCUAACAAGGACUGUGCCAGAGUGAAGAUCGACAUGCAUUGCAGUGGCAAGCAAGUAUACCUGCCUGAACAGAGGGAGCAGUCAAUACCAGCUUACAUAGGCUUUGGUGGGAUCAAUCCAGCUCUAAUUGAGCAAGGUCCUGUCAUCCCCGAGGAUCUGCUUCCAUCUCCCCCUGUAGACCUGAAGAGGCUGUGUGAGGAGACUGUUAGCACGGAAGAGGACGAGCCCAUUGAUAAAGUGGAACUACUACAUGACGCCAUUAUAACUGGAGAGGCGGCAGAACAGUUGAUACCUAAAAUUGUGUCAGCGAAGGGCGAAGGCCUAGAGUCUGCGCUGGGCGUGGCGGCGCGCUGGGGGCGUGUCGCGGCCGUGUACUUGCUGCACUUUGCUGGUGCUAAGCUGGACGCGCUCGACGCCGACAACCGCACGCCACUGCACAUCGCUCUCAAUGCACUGUUAGAUAAAUCUAAACCCACCAAGAGUAAUAACGAAACUGUUAAAAAUGAAGAAAAGCCAGAAGCAAUGGAAGUAGAUGAAAAGAACGGUAGUAAAGAAGAUAAAGAAGAAGACAAAGAUAUUAAAGAAGUAGAACAAGAAGAAGAUGAUAUAACGGAAAGUGACGUCAAUAAGCCGAGUGAUGAAGAUCUGAUGAAAGUUAUCAGAUAUUUAAUAGCUGCUGGAUGCGACGUUAACCUUCCGGGUCCUGAUGGUAUGACGGCGCUGCACAUGGCGGCGCAGCAUGGCGGGCUGGCGGCGUGCAGGCUGCUGCUGGAGGAAGGUCGCGCGCUGGUGGACGCACGAGACCACGGAGGCUGGACCCCGCUCGUCUGGGCCGCUGAGAACAGCCAUCCUGAUGUCGUCAGUCUGCUGCUGGAGUGGGGUGCGGAUGCUGCGGCGCGCGACGCUGAGGGCAAUGGCGUUGUACACUGGUGUGCGCUGCAUGGCGACGCGAACUCACUGCGUCUGUUGCUGCACGCUGCACCGCAUGCGCACGCGCACACCAACGCGCACGCAGACACACCACUACAUGUCGCGGCACGACAGGGUCAUUACGCCUGUGUAGUUAUGCUACUUGCUCGAGGUGCGAGGACCGAUGUGGAGAACUCUGGUGGUGAGCUGCCGGUGGAGGUGUGCUCGGGUCAGUGUCAGACUGCCAUCUCCCUCAACAUGCAGAUGGCGCUCGCCGUCUCAGAUAAACCCGUCCGCUGUAGACUGCUGUGCAACGAUAUAUCUAAAGGGCGCGAGCCGUUCCCUGUGCCUUGUAUCAACGAGGUGGACGAUAUAGCCGCGCCCGACGACUUCACGUAUGUCACUCGUCACGUUACACCCACACCCUUGCACCUCGACACCGCGCUAGCCACGCUGCAGGGAUGUAGAUGUGAGGGCAGCGAGUGUGUGUCGGGCGAGUGCGCGUGCGCAGCGCUGGGUGUGCGCGCCUGGUACCGCGCCGGACGUCUGCCGCGCACCUUUCCUUAUCACGACCCGCCCAUGUUGUUUGAGUGCAACCAGACAUGCGCCUGCAAUGCGCGUACAUGUGGUAACCGCGUGAUAUCGCGGCUGCAGCAGCUGGGCUCGCUGGGUGCGCGUGUUGCUGUAGUACGUACAUCUCGGUGUGGGUGGGCGCUGCGUGCGCUGCAACCGCUGCUCUCCGGCGCACCUGCAGCGCUUUACUGCGGCGAGCUGCUGCCGCACACUGCUGCAGACGCACGCGCACACGACCACUACAUGUUCGCUUUGGACCUCAAGCAGGAUCUCCUCGAUGAUGGCGGUGGUGGGGGUGAGAGAGGGGGCGAGGUCGCGGAGCAGCUGUGCGUGGACGCGGCACAGUUUGGGAGUGCAGCGCGCUUCAUCAACCACAGCUGUCGGCCAAACCUGGCGCCUGUGCGUGUCUUCACUGAUGUACGCGACCUGCGUCUUCCCAACGUUGCUCUUUUCGCACUUAGAGACAUCGCCGCCGGCGAGGAGCUCACUUUCGACUACGGAGACAAAUUUUGGUCGGUUAAGUCCAAGUUCAUGAAGUGCGAGUGUGACGCCCCGGACUGCAGAUAUCCCACCAAGUCUACAGAAGAAUAAAUACUUUGUAUUACUAUUUUCAAAUACCUUGGCGCAAAGAUAUCUAAAAACAUUUAUAGCAGCUUUUUUUUUAGUAUUUU
This is a messenger RNA of Papilio machaon (common yellow swallowtail), 3941 nucleotides long. It is a transcript of the gene G9a, whose product is annotated as histone-lysine N-methyltransferase EHMT1. The record is from RefSeq and is a predicted model, not a curated record. Lineage: Eukaryota; Metazoa; Arthropoda; Insecta; Lepidoptera; Papilionidae. Gene Ontology annotation, molecular function: zinc ion binding; protein-lysine N-methyltransferase activity; p53 binding. Gene Ontology annotation, cellular component: nucleus. The coding region runs from base 187 to 3861 and encodes 1224 amino acids. The transcript has 18 exons.